UUUUCUCAACCCGUUUCGUGACGCGCAGCCUCCGCCCAAGCGCCAUGGCUCCGGCUAGGAAGGGCGGCAGUCGGGUGGCCAAGACCAACUCGGUUCGGAGCCGGAAGCUGGCUUCCUUUCUUCGGGACUUCGACCGUGAAGUGCAAAUACGAUCCAAGCAAAUUCAGUCGGACAGGCAGAACCUCCUCAAGGAGAUGGAUAAUCUGUACAACAUCGAGAUCUUGCGGCUCCCCAAGGCGCUGCGCGAGAUGAACUGGCUCGACUACUUUGCCCUUGGAGGAAACAAACAGGCGCUGGAAGAGGCAGCAACAGCUGACCUGGAUAUCACAGAAAUAAACAGACUAACAGCAGAAGCUAUUCAGACACCCUUGAAAUCUGCCAAAACACGAAAGAUAAUGAAAGUGGAUGAAAUGAUAGUAGAAGAAGAAGAAGAAGAAAAUAAGAACAAGAAUCUUCAAACUGCAAGAGUCAAAAGGUGUCCUCCAUCCAAGAAGAGAACCCAGUCCAUAAAAGGAAAAGGCAAAAGCAAAAGGUCAAGCCAUUAUAACACUGUCACCCCAGCUGUGGGCCGGCUGGAGUUGUCUAUGGUGAAACCAACUCCAGGCCUGACCCCCAGGUUUGACUCGAGGGUCUUCAAGACCCCAGGCCUGCGUACUCCAGCAGCCAGAGAGCGGAUCUACAACAUCUCCGUGAAUGGCAGCCCUCUUGCCGACAGCAGAGAGAUUUUCCUCACGGUGCCAGUGGGCGGUGGAGAGAGCAUGCGAUUACUGGCUAGUGACUUGCAGAGGAUGGACAUCGCACAGCUGGACCCAGAGGCCUUGGGAAACAUCAGGAAACUCUCCAGCCGCCUCGCCCAGAUCUGCAGCAGCAUACGGACUCACAAAUGAGGCUGCCGCGCCGAGAAGCCAAACCUGACUCGAUGGGCCUUCAACGGGCACUUCUGGGACCCUGAGGAGACCUCUUCCCUUCCGGCUGUUCGUUUGCGCGUGAAGGUCCAGGGCAGGGAGUGGUGUUCCUCUGGGAGAAUUUGGGAAGCGGGGAGACACGCUGCUCCCCCGUCCGUUAGAUAAAGCUUUGCUGUUCACGCCUCCCAACCCCAAUGCCUGCUGCAUCCGUGCAGCCGAAAUUUCCUGUCAUUCUCCCGGCAGAAUUCUCCUCCCUGCUCUCAGAGCUGCCGCCUUCUGCCUCGUGUAACCCGGCAUCCUCUCCGUCCUGCCCUUCCUCCAGUGGCAGUGGCGUGGGAGGACCUCACGUCCCCAGGAAGACCGCCUGCUCCCCCUCCUCAGAGAACCCUCUGCAUCUGCCAUUUCCGCUCCGUGUUACUCGAGGCUGGGAGUUUUAGGCUCAGAGAAGUGAGAGCUCUGGGCCAUGGGACGACGGGUCCAGAGAGCUGGGAGGAAGCAUACAAAUGGGGACAGGACAGCAGAACGGGACGUGUCCCAGCAGUGGCCACAGCUGAGCCCAUCUCAGCCCGGCGGCCCCCAUCCCUGCUUUCUGCUGUGGUGGAUACUAAAUGGGGCUUUGGGGAUCUAACACCCACUGUGCCCAGUAGUUUUUUCCAAGCUGACUUGUGGAACCACGGUUUAUAUUUAUCCCUUUACCGAAGACCAAAAACUGGUUUGGAGGCAGCUUCCAUGUCUGGCACCUCUACCUCUCUAGUUGGUAGGAAUUUGGAUAAGAGCAUUCUAGGGCUUAGCUUAGUCUACGGUUUUACGUGACCAGCUACAGAGGAACUAUCAUCUCUAAGCUCUCCGUGGUCCAGUGGUCCCUGCCAGGUCCACAGACUUUGCAGAGAGCACUUCCUCUUAUGGGGUUCAUUGGGGGGCAGGUGUAAAUUGCCUGGUGGCCUCAUUCCACGUGUUUGGCCUGUGCCCCGGGCAUCGGCUAGUUACUCAGAGUCUAUACCUCGGUCCCUGUGCCCCAGCCCGUACCUCUGCCCCGGCGAAUCAUGAGAUGUGGUCCAAAAACAUGGGAACUGGGAGUUUACUGUGUCUUCCUGUGUGGCUGUGUUCUAUUCCUCUAU
Molecule: messenger RNA, 2023 nt
Organism: Neomonachus schauinslandi (Hawaiian monk seal)
Lineage: Eukaryota; Metazoa; Chordata; Mammalia; Carnivora; Phocidae
Gene: CDCA8
Product: cell division cycle associated 8
Exons: 11
Coding region: 45-887 (280 amino acids)
Biological process (GO): mitotic sister chromatid segregation
Cellular component (GO): spindle midzone; chromosome, centromeric region; chromosome passenger complex
Source: RefSeq, a predicted model, not a curated record